Messenger RNA from Colletotrichum phormii, 1348 nucleotides. Its product is annotated as phosphoglycolate/pyridoxal phosphate phosphatase. Gene Ontology annotation, molecular function: alkaline phosphatase activity; phosphoglycolate phosphatase activity. The transcript is spliced from 4 exons. Lineage: Eukaryota; Fungi; Ascomycota; Sordariomycetes; Glomerellales; Glomerellaceae. The coding region runs from base 212 to 1138 and encodes 308 amino acids. The record is from RefSeq and is a predicted model, not a curated record.
UCAGCACCCCGGGAACCAAUCGGACGAUGGCCGUCCGACCUUACUCCCCCACUCCGUCAUCAGCGCCGCAUGCCAGAAACCCGCUUCCGCACCCUUGUCCCACCAUCCCGAAACUCAACCUCUAGAACGAACUGCACCUCAUACUCACUUACCUAGCCCAGCGCGAUACUUUUUUGUUGAAAUCUAAACACCAAGCUCCCAAAAGUUCACGAUGUCUCAACAACAGCAGCCCAAAUACCUCACCGGCGACUCUGCCGCCACUCAAGAAUUCCUCGACAAAUUUGACGUCUUUCUCAUCGACUGUGAUGGCGUCCUCUGGUCCGGAGACCACCUAUUCGACGGCAUCCGCGAGACGCUCGCCUUCCUUCGCUCAAGAGGCAAGCGCACCGUCUUCGUAACAAACAACUCGACAAAGUCCCGCCAAGAAUACCACAAGAAAUUCGCCGCCCUCGACAUCCCCUCCGACGUGGAAGACAUCUUUGGCUCAGCCUACUCCUCCGCCGUCUACGUCUCCCGCAUCCUCGACCUCCCCGCCGACAAGCGCAAAGUCUUUGUCGUCGGUGAAGCCGGCAUCGAAGCCGAGCUCCGCGCCGAGGGCGUCGACUUCAUCGGCGGCACCGACCCGACUCUACGCCGCGACAUCACUCCGGAGGACUUUGCCGCCAUCGCCGACGGCUCCGCUCUCGACCCGCAAGUCGGCGUCGUGCUGGCCGGUCUGGACUUCCACAUCAACUAUCUGAAGUUGUCGUUGGGAUACCAGUACCUCCGCCGCGGCGCCGUCUUCCUCGCCACGAACACGGACAGCACGCUGCCCAUGUCGCACACUUUCUUCCCGGGCGCGGGCUCCAUCUCGAUCCCGCUCGUCAACAUGGCGCAGCAGCAGCCCGUUGCGCUGGGGAAGCCGUCGCAGGCCAUGAUGGACGCCGUCGAGGGGAAGUUCCAGCUGAACCGCGAGCGGACGUGCAUGAUUGGCGACCGGCUCGAUACCGAUAUCAAGUUUGGUAUCGAGGGGAAGUUGGGCGGCACGCUCGCCGUCUUGACCGGUGUGCACAAGAAGGAGGAUUGGGAGAAGGAGGGCGCGGCGGCUGUGCCGGCGUACUAUGUUGAUAGCCUCGCCAGCUUGAAGCUUGAUGCUUGAGAAAUGAGUACGCGGGCUGUGUGACACGGUUGGAAUGAGUUUGGUAUGAUUAUUUCCCUAUGACUACAUGCUUCAGAUGCAUAGACGGACUCCAUAACGACCUCAUUGGAAACUAGAAAGAAACCCCCUAGAAGAAUACACAAAUGCAGUUGACCGUCUAUUCCGACUUACUCGAUGCACACCCCACCACCAGAGACAUGCUCCGUCACG